AUGUCGCUGAUUUUCAAUCUGUUCGCAGAACUCUCAGUUGAAGAGGAAGAAGAUCACAAGGCUCGCUUCAUCUUCUCCUCAUCUCCACGUAAGCAAACCCCUUAUAUGAUACUUGAAGGCAACAAAGUAGGAGAUCAGUCUUGUUCAGAAGAGGAAAAAAUCAUUGUGAAAUUCAAGUUAUUGGAUCUUAACAAGGAAGAGAUCAUCCAUGUUACCCACAAGGCAUUUCCAAAGUUGUUGUACGAAGAGUCACGAGUCAUUGGAAGCUCUCGUGGCUGGACAGCUUUUAUGAGCAAACAUGAUGGAACUGUACGUCAAAGCGACGUGUUGACCAAUCUCGUGUCCUCAAGAGUCAUUAUACUGCCUUCGCUUUCUGAUCCUUUGCGUCUUAGAUCCAGUGCAAUCAUAAGUAUCUCCAUAUCUUCUCCUCCUGAUGAAGAUGACGGUUACGUAGUGUUCGUCAAGUUCUUAGGCCCUGACCUCUAUUACUGUAGGCCUAAUCGGGUCUCGCAAUGGAUGAAGGUCGAUAUGAUUUAUCAAUCACAUAUAAACUUACGUCAUGUCAUUUAUUCACAAGGAAGCCAAAUGUUGUUCCUCGUGAUAACAGGAGCAAGUUUCUUGCUUUGUUAUGAUGUUAAUAUGAAGGAAAGGUAUAGGAGGCUGCGUCUGAUCAACUACCCAAAGAUGGCACAGUCCGAGUCGGAGUUAUUGGCUUUGUGUUCCAAGACGGACCAAUUGGCUGAGUCAUCAUGUGGAAAAUGUUACAUCGUGAGACGGUACGAGUCAUCAAACUGA
This is a messenger RNA of Microthlaspi erraticum, 795 nucleotides long. The record is from the annotation of a GenBank genome assembly. Lineage: Eukaryota; Viridiplantae; Streptophyta; Magnoliopsida; Brassicales; Brassicaceae.